AUGGCGCCGUCGAAUUUGGACCCGGUGAAGGUGGCUAUCGCAGAAGUGAAGGGCAUGGCCGAUAUGUUUAAAAGAAUCCAAGACGUUUGUUGGAAUAAAUGCAUAUCUAGCACUAAGGAUGCCAUGCUAAACCCAGGAGAAGCCAGUUGCCUCGAUCGUUGUGUCUUUAAGUAUAUAAGCGUACACCAAAUGACAGGAAAACAUUUGCAGGAACAAUCCCAGGCGUAA
This is a messenger RNA of Babesia microti strain RI, 228 nucleotides long. RefSeq names its product Mitochondrial import inner membrane translocase subunit Tim10. NCBI's taxonomy places the organism in Eukaryota, Apicomplexa, Aconoidasida, Piroplasmida, Babesiidae. Gene Ontology annotation, cellular component: mitochondrial inner membrane. The record is from RefSeq and is a predicted model, not a curated record. The transcript is spliced from 3 exons. Gene Ontology annotation, biological process: protein insertion into mitochondrial inner membrane. Bases 1 to 228 code for a protein of 75 amino acids.